Molecule: messenger RNA, 4143 nt
Organism: Oncorhynchus kisutch (coho salmon)
Lineage: Eukaryota; Metazoa; Chordata; Actinopteri; Salmoniformes; Salmonidae
Gene: tmem168a
Product: transmembrane protein 168a
Exons: 5
Coding region: 406-2526 (706 amino acids)
Source: RefSeq, a predicted model, not a curated record
AGAUUCAUCUUUCGAUUUGUCAUCGAUAGUUAUUUGUGAAUACAUUUGAAGAUUUUAAGUAGUUUUACUGUGAUGCCUCUUGAAUUGCGAGAGAUGUCAUCACUUACUUAACCUUACGACGCAGCAUAACUAACUAACUAACUAGCUACUAGCCAUUAUUGUUGUGCUAUGGCGUUCUUGUGAUAUGUGCUAGCCAUUCUUGUGCUAUUGACAGAAGCACGUAGCCAGCGCUUGCUGACUGUCUCUAAUCUUCUGUCAAUAGCAACUGUGGCUGAAUAGCCGAUUUCAUCGAUCUCAUCCAUAAUGUUGCCUAAAUUCCAGUGCCCCCGUCUGUUACAAAACCUACACAAGCUUGCUACUGUCAGUGACAUACCUUAUCAUUGAAUCAUGAGUCCCCCCAGUUAAAUGUUCAGGAGGAGCUGUUACAGCCUCAACCACUGUCUCUACGCAGCCAUGUCACGCCUGGAGCCGGAGGAGAGCGGGCCUGCGCCCGGCCGGGAGGUGGACAUGUGGUCUUUGGUGCGUUGCCUGGGUUACCUGUCCAGUUUCAACCUGAUGGUGGCAGUAUGCCUGGGCCUGUACGUGCGCUGGGAGCAGACGGACGAGCCCAUGAUCCUUGUCAUCUUCAUCCUGGGUCUCUUCAUCCUGGGCAUCGCCAGCAUCCUUUACUACUACUUCUCCAUGGAGGGGGCCAGUCUCAGCCUCUUCCACCUGUGGUUUAGCUUCCUUCUGGGCCUCCUGUGCUUCCUCAAUAGUCCCUCGCUGGAGGAUAAUGUGAAGGAGCAGGCUACUAACUACCUGCUGCUGGCUAGUGUGGCUUUGAGGACAGUGUGGGCCUUAACAGAUAGGAUAAUGGGCUGUGUUCACUAUAAACCCACCCUGCUCUCGUCCAAGGAGCUCCUAGAACUCCUGGGCUUUGGCAUUGCCAGCACCACCAUGCUGAUGCACAAAUCUAUGGCCUUCAUUGCCCUAGUGGUGGCGCUGGGGGCUCUGAUCGUGGGCCUGCGUGUGAAGUCCCUCCUAGCCCUGCCCAACUUGGCCUGCUUCACCCUGGUCACCUCCCUGCUGUUUUUCAAGGCCGUGGGGAUAACCACCAACCCCUUCGCCCUGGGCUGCUACCUGGGCCGUCUGAUCUGUGACCCCCUCUUGGAUGUCUACUUCAGCAGCCUAGGGGCCACCGAGCGCUGGCUGCCCCUGCUUUCCUGGGGGCGUGUCUGGUGUCGACUCUCCCUGCUCCCCCUGGGACUUGUGGAGAUGGCCUUCUUCGUCCUAGCCGCUCUAAAGAUGAGCCAUCUGGAACUGUGGUACCUGGUGAUCCCUGGAUUCUGUGUGUUUGGCCUGUUCUGGACAGUCUGCCACGUGGUGCUGCUGAUCACACUGUGGGGCUUCCACACCAAGCUGAGUGACUGUCAGAAGGCGCGCUCAGUCCAGCAGUCAGACUCACGAAGCCUGGACCGGGUCAUGGCCUCGCGGGGGAUGAGACACUUCUGCCUGAUCUCUGAACGCCUGGUCUUCUUCAGCCUGGUGUCCACAGCCAUUCUGGCAGCUGUGUCCUGGCAGCCCUCCAAUGGUGUGUUCAUAAGUGUGUUCCUGGUGGUCCUCCCUCUGGAGUCUCUGGCCCACGGGCUCUUCCAUGAGCUGGGCAGCUGCCUGGGGGGCACAUCUGUGGGCUACGCUGUGGUCGUCCCUACCAGCUACAGCAGGCCAGAUGGCCAGCCCACCCUCCUACCUCCGGUCCAGGUGCAGGAGCUGAACGUGCUCUCCACGGGCAUGUUGAACAGUGUGCAGCACCUCUUCUCCCACCACAUGAUUGAGACUUUUGGCUGUGACUACUCCACCAGCGGGGUGACUUUGGAGGCCCUGCAGGCCAAGCUCAAGGCCUUCCUGGAGCUUUGCACGGCCGACGGGCCCCGCCAUGAUACAUACGUGGUGUUCUACAGCGGGCAUACGCAGCGCACCGGGGCCUGGGCACUGGCAGGAGGAGACUCUCUGCGUCUGGAGCAGCUGCUGGAGUGGUGGAAGGAGAAGAACAGCGGCUUCACCUCCCGUCUCAUCCUGGUCCUGGACACAGAGAACUCCAUGCCCUGGGUAAAGGAGGUCCGCAGGAUGGAGGGAGUCUAUGUGGCUGUGCAAGGGGCCGAGCUCGCCCCCGCCGGCGACAUCGAAGGCGGGGUCGCCCCCCGCCUUGGGGACUUCACUUCGGAGUGGGUGGAGUUCAACUGCAACCCGGACAGCGCCACCCAGUGGUCGGAGAAGGGCAGGAUGGUGGCGGCGGCCUACGGCGUGUCGAAACACUGGAGCGACUACACGCUCCAUCUUCCCACGGGGAGCGACGUGGCCAAGCACUGGAAGACCCACUUCCCCCAGGCUACCUAUCCUCUGGUGCACCUAUCCAACUGGUGCUGUGGGCUCAACCUCCUCUGGCUGUGUGUAGUGUGUCUGAGGUGCUUCAGGCGACUCAAACUGGGCUGGUUCCCUCCCAAUAUACUGGACACGGGACAGGGCAUCAAACUGGUCCACUCAUAGACUGACUGAGCUGUAUGUCUGCCUGGGAGAUCACUUGCCUGACCACUCACCCUGAAUUGAAUUCCUCUGCUCUAUCAAUCGCUACAUACAGUCAGUCUGAAACUACCAUCCUAGAAGUUGUUUGUGUGACUUCAAAACCAAUGAAUCAGUGAUUGGUUAGAUUUGUUUAUGGCAAUCCAGUCAGAGAAUCAAAGUUGAUAACGUCAUCAGGUAAGCAGGCUCUGGCCCAACCCAUCGGUUUCUGGGACCAAUCAGAUUGGUCAGAUUGUGUUUGCAUUCUAGAAAUCGUCGGGGAGGGAGGCAAAUCCAGACUCAUCGUGGAGAAGAAACGUCAGUUGGCCGGAGCAAUGUGGAUGGGUAGCCAGGCAAGGAGAUCACAAGGGAGUUUCAGCAGGUAGCCUAGUGGUGUUGGGCCAGUAACCAAAAGGUUGUUGGUUCAAAUCCCCGAGCCGACUAGGUGAACAAUCUGUCUAUGUGCCCUUGAGCAAGGCACUUAACCCUAAUUGCUCCUGAAAGUCUCUCUGGAAAAGAGCGUCUGCUAAAUGACUCAAAUGUAAAUGUGUUGACAAUCAUCAGUAUCUAUGGUAAGCCAUGUGUAGACAAUCACCAAUAGUACAUGUGGUAAAGUGAUCACCACAAUAGGCCUGAUUUCUAUGGUAAAGCUAUAUCCAUCACCGCAAUCAGUCUUAUCGCCAUGCUAGUAUGGGCCUUGUUUCCAAUGGUAUAAGUAGACAUUCUCCACAAUAUUCUGUGUAUCUAUGGUUUACUGACAUCCACCCUAUGUGCCUUGUUACUUUGUAAAUUGAACUUUCGUGGGACAUUGUACUUUAUUGUGAAAAUGCAAUAUAUCAUUAUUUCAUAAGUGUUUUUUUCUGGGAAGACAUUUGUAAUUGUUUAUUUCCGCUUUGGAAACUGAUAGUAUACAGGUUUUACCAUUUGAAAAUGUCUAGCCAAAGAUUUUGGGACAGAUUUUCAAGAGUCUUGGCCAGUGUCUUGCCUUGCGUUUUGGUCUUGGUUUCUAUUGACUGACUAUUUGAAAUCAUGAGAUGAUUUAUUACCUUAUUUUAGCACCACAUUCUGUUCUAUUAGAUGGAUUACAACAAAAUGUGGUUAAUUCAUUGAUUCGUUUUUUAAACAUGAAUUGAGGAAAUGUGCUGCGUCAGUGUGAGUAGGAGGAGGAAGUGUUGACAAUUGGUCGGCCUGACAGGAUCUAUAUAGCUGCAGGGAUAUACAGUACACAGCUCCCUGCCUGGCGCCACUUUGCUGCAGUUGUUUUGGCGUCGAAUCCACUGUAAAAACAAUGACUCACCACAUGUAGCCUAUCAUUGCAUCAUAAACCGUUCACUGUGCCCUCAUUGGUUUCGAUGGCCAUGGUGACCCAUAUUGGCCAACCUUUCUGCUUCAUUUGGUGAUUGUCUUGCUCUCUCUCUCUCUCUCUGUGAUGCUGCCUUUAUGAUACACUGUGAUGUUUAUGCUACAAAGGUCAAAUUGUAUUAUUCUACAUAUAAAUGAAAGCCAAGCCUUUUGUCUCGCUAUGUCUUCGUUGUCCUGAUUUGAACCAUUGUGAUGCCUCAUCUCAGAUUAUGCUAGAAUAAUAAAGUGAAUAUGUGAAAAGUU